This is a messenger RNA of Scomber japonicus (chub mackerel), 1329 nucleotides long. It is a transcript of the gene eva1c, whose product is annotated as eva-1 homolog C (C. elegans). The transcript is spliced from 8 exons. Gene Ontology annotation, molecular function: carbohydrate binding. Bases 1 to 1284 code for a protein of 427 amino acids. Lineage: Eukaryota; Metazoa; Chordata; Actinopteri; Scombriformes; Scombridae. The record is from RefSeq and is a predicted model, not a curated record.
AUGAGCUGGACGCGUCCUUGCCACGGUGUGGACUGGAGCCACAGCCUCUUUUACCUGACUUUACUGCUGUGGACCAGACGCAUGAAUGGACUGGCUGAUUUCUCAAACUACCUGGUCAGAAUCAUCACCAGUCAUUCGGCUUACGCGUGUGAUGGACAGCCUCUGCGACUCCAUUGUCCACGUCACUCCACCAUCUCCAUCCAGUCUGCCUUCUAUGGGAGCAGUGAGGCGAGGCUGUGCAGAGCAGACCCUCCACUCAGAGCCCACAACCACAGCUGUUCAGCUUUUACUGCUCUACAGAAGCUGCUGUCAGAGUGCCAGAGCCACAGAGAUUGUCGUCUGCCUGUCAAUCCCCUGCUAUUUGGGAAGGACCCCUGUCCUGGAACUACCAAAUACCUCCAUGUGGAGUACAAGUGUAAACCAACUGAACACAAAAGACAUGUGGCAUGUGAGGGAGAGACCAUGGUCCUGCGCUGUAAGCCCCCCAGGGUGCUGAACAUCUAUGCAGCUGUCUAUGGGAGAGGUCUGAGCCAGACUGACACCUGCCCCUCACACCUGACAAGACCACCCCCAUUUGAGUGUCUGAACCACGAGGCUGUACAGUUGGUGUCCAAGGCCUGCUAUAGCAAACAGACUUGUGCUGUUGCUGUCAGCAACGAGACCUUUAGGGAUCCCUGCUUUCCAGGAACCAGGAAGUACCUCAGUGUGGUCUAUUCUUGUGUGCCAAGGACUUUACUAAAGGAGGCAGACCCCCUCCUUUUCAGCUCCACCUCAUCUCCCAUUGUGAGCACAGAAAAAGGCCCUCCUGCAGAUCUGGAGGAACCUCUUUCCAAAGAGUCAAGAAGGCCAGAGAACUCAGGAGCCAUGAUGAGCAACUCUCUCCUGACCUAUGCCUACAUUAAAGAGCAUCCAGAAAUGGCAGCGCUGUUGUUCACCUCCAGCGUGUGUGUCGGUCUUCUGCUCACACUGCUGGCCGUAUCAGUUCGAGUGACCUGCAAAGGGCAUCGGCUCAGUGAUCAGAGACUCACACCCAGGUCCCACAGUCAGACCGCCAACUGCCAAGAAGAUGAGGACGAUGAGGAAGAGGAAGAAGAAGAUGAUGAUGAUGAUGAAGAGGGAACAGAAAGCUCUUUAAUCUCAACCACAGAGAGGAAGGCAAUAUAUGGCUGGGAGGAGGUGACUUAUGUGAGUGAGGCAGCGGAACGGGCAGAGAGGAUUGAGCGCAGAGAGAUGAUCAUACAAGAGAUUUGGAUGAAUGCCUAUCUGAACGGCAGCUCAUGUUAACUAAAUGCUACUCAGCACCUUCAGGAUCUUUUCAGGAUUUUCUCC